Esox lucius (northern pike) is the source of this 1974-nucleotide messenger RNA. RefSeq names its product cytoskeleton-associated protein 2. Gene Ontology annotation, biological process: negative regulation of microtubule depolymerization. The transcript has 7 exons. Gene Ontology annotation, cellular component: microtubule cytoskeleton. Bases 79 to 1770 code for a protein of 563 amino acids. Lineage: Eukaryota; Metazoa; Chordata; Actinopteri; Esociformes; Esocidae. The record is from RefSeq and is a predicted model, not a curated record.
CGAAAGUAGAGUUGAGUUUGUUUUGCGGGAGAGUUCGGGUUGUACCGUUGUUUAGCUCGCUACGUUAUAAGCUGGAAAAUGGAUACAAGAAAGAACUUAAAGAAGGAAAACAAGGAGAAUGCCAAACCAGAAAGUGGACCCAUUAAGUCCUUAAUCUCCAGAGCUGCUCCUACUAAAUCUGUGGCUGCUCAGUCUUUGCCUUUCCAUUUUAAAUAUAAAAGGGAGAAUUUGGGAAAGGAAGAUUCUGUGAAGGUCAAGACUGAGCAGAAGGGAGGAAAGGCUGCACCCGCUGGUGAUAUGAAGAGACGAAACACUCUCAGUCAAGCAUUUCUAACAAAACAGGCUGUCAGACAGAGAAAACUAGUUGCAGAGGCCACUAAACAUCCAGCUACUGCCCCAACUAAACCUGUCCCUGGCACCUACAAAGGCAAAGUUGUCCAAUCCAGAAUAAGCUCCUUUAGGAAGCCUGGUGAUCUGGAGGGAGGGGUAGAAAGUAAAGCAACAAACACCUUGGUACAGAAAGCUGAAAGCCGAAAGCCUGGAAACUUUACUACCGUCAGGUCCAAAUCUGUUACUGACUUGCCUGGCCGUGGACGGUUCAGGUCCACUCAGUCAUGUCAACCCUCAAGAUCCAAGUCUGUAUGCGAUGGACCACCUCCGAUUUCAAAGUUCGCAGUCCCAUCUUCCUACCGUCCUGGAGGCUCUCGCUGUGCAGUACCUUCUGCUGUGAGCUCCAAAGUGAACGAGCAGCCACAGAGCACCAAGCCUAAGAUGACUGGGACAAUGGACAAGAAGGUUCACAAACCUCCAGUUUCCAGCAGCUUAAGCCAAUACAGGGCUAACACUGAGACUGCUGAAGAAAGAAGGGCAAAGCUGGCGGAAUGGCUGGCAUCCAAGGGGAAAGUUCUGAAAAGGCCUCCCAUAUCAGCAGUUGCACCAAGAUCUAAACAAGUUCUGAAGCCAGAAAAUAAAAUCCACCCCGAAGUUGGUCAACAAGAGGUCAGAGUUGUUGAGCCUGAACCAUCUGUUCAGCCCAAAAACAACCUGGUUGUCUCUGAGCAGAAGGAAACCUGCACCGCACCUCCACUAAUAAUGAACACAACACUGGACCUGCUUGACAACUCUGAUACAGACUUUCUUCCUGUUGAUCCAGAGAUCAGAAUGAAUGAUGUUGUGGUCAAUCUUUGUGAUGCUUUGGAGGCAAUGGAGAUACCCUCAGCAUGUGCAAAUGAAGAGCCACAGGAGAGGAAAUAUGAAUCAGAGGAGGAGAAAAUGGAGAGCAAGCCAAACAAGAAAUUUGAUGAGGGAAAGGAAUCCUCGGAGAAUACUUCUAACUGUUUUGAUGAUGAAAGUGAAGUAGGAGCUUCGGAACCGAAAGCGAGGAAGGGUUAUUUUAAGGAAGUUCAAAGUGACUGCCAGAUGGAGAAAACACCUGAAGCAGAAGGAGCCUCAAUGGUGAAAUACUGUGUGAAGACUACUCCAUACCUGCAAAGUGUUAAGAGGACAAUUGACGGUGAAACAUGUGGAAGUGCAUCCAGACGAAAGAGUGCUAUCAAGGAUCUGAAAUUCCUGACGCCAGUCCGUCGUUCCUGUCGCAUCCAGCGCAAGUCGUGCCGCCUGCCUGGGAUGCUGGCAGACCAUGACACCUGUGUCUCUUCGCUGGCUGAGCUAGUGAACCUGGAUGAUGAUGCCAAUGCCUACAUCUACAGGAGGAACCCUGCCAUUCUGGGUGACCUGCCUGACCAUCCCAAAGACCUAGAGAGGAUCUAAAUGUUAAGAUGAGUUGGAUGAAUCAAUCUUGAUGAUGAAUAUGUAAAUGGGCUCUUUACAUAAGUGAUUGUGAAACUGUUUGCCAUCCCAUCGUCUGCAAUAUUUCAUACAAAUUGUGCUGUAUGAAACAUGGUCUGCAUGACCACAUAUUAAUAAUACUAAUCCACCAAGACUGUUUACUGCUUUACUUAAUGCUGGUGUAUU